GCGGGGCAGAAGGAGCGCGAAGCCAGCGCGCAGUCCUUCGCCCGGCGCCCUGCGGCCUCGGUGACCCGGUGACAGCGGGCGACAGAGCCCGCGGUACUGGCAGCGAGCUAGCAGCAGACGGGGUCGGCGCGCCCGGUCCUGGUUCCCGCGAGCAGCUCACCGCGGCGCCCGGCGUGGGUCAAUAAACUACAAGCUCUGAUGGCUGCUGCAAGGUUUGGCCAAACUAAAAUCCCCAGAGGAAAUGGAUCUUAUUCCGUCGGUUGUACAGACUUGAUGUUUGAUUACACGAAUAAGGGCACCUUCUUGCGUUUGUAUUAUCCAUCCCAAGAUGAUGAUCACUGUGACACCCUUUGGAUACCAAACAAAGAAUAUUUUUUUGGUCUUAGUAAAUUUCUUGGAACACACUGGCUUAUGGGCAAAAUUUUGAGCUUAUUCUUUGGAUCAAUGACAACUCCUGCAGCCUGGAAUUCCCCUCUGAGGACUGGGGAAAAAUAUCCACUAAUUAUUUUUUCUCAUGGUCUUGGAGCAUUCAGGACAAUUUAUUCUGCUAUUGGUAUUGACCUGGCAUCUCACGGGUUUAUAGUUGCUGCCAUAGAACACAGAGAUGGCUCUGCAUCUGCGACUUACUAUUUCAAGGACCAGUCUGCUGCAGAAAUAGGAAACCAGACUUGGCUUUAUCUUAGAACCCCAAAACGAGGGGAGGAGGAGUUUCCUCUACGAAAUGAGCAGGUACUGCAACGAGCAAAGGAGUGUUCUCAAGCUCUCAAUUUAAUUCUGGACAUUGAUCGCGGGAGACCAGAGAAGAAUGUAUUAGAUUUAGAGUUUGACGUGGAACAGAUGAAGGACUCUAUCGAUAGGGAUAAAAUAGCAGUUAUUGGACAUUCUUUUGGUGGAGCCACAGUUAUUCAGAGUCUUAGUGAAGACCAGAGAUUCAGGUGCGGUAUCGCCCUGGAUGCAUGGAUGUUUCCAGUGGGUGAUGAAGUAUAUUCCAGAAUUCCUCAGCCCCUCUUUUUUAUCAACUCGGAACGAUUCCAAUAUCCUUCUAAUAUUAUAAAAAUGAAAAAAUGCUACUUACCUGAUAGAGAAAGAAAAAUGAUUACAAUCAGGGGUUCAGUCCAUCAGAAUUUUGUUGACUUCACUUUUGCAACUGGCAAAAUAAUUGGCUACAUAUUCACACUGAAAGGAGAAAUAGAUUCAAAUGUAGCCAUGAGUCUUAGCAACAAAGCUUCGUUAGCAUUCUUGCAAAAGCAUUUAGGACUUCAGAAAGAUUUUGAUCAGUGGGAUUCUUUAAUUGAAGGGGAAGAUGACAAUCUUAUUCCAGGAACCAACAUUGACACAACCAACCACCAUGCCACCCUGCAGAACUCUACAGGAAUAGAAAAGCCGAAUUCAGAUUAAAAGAGCUUUUAAAAAGUCUUGUUUAAAAACUGUCUAAAAGUGUGUGUGUGUGUAUGUAUGAUUUUAAUGUAUUUUCUCAAAUAACUCAUAUUUGAAAAUGUAGGCUAUACCACAAUAGUGAUCGAAGGCUGGAUUAAGAUUUUUUUUUCCUUUAAGGAAAGACUGCUACAUAUAAAAAUCAUACCAGCCUAAAUUUUAGUUUUACUAAAGUAAUCCUU
Mesoplodon densirostris (Blainville's beaked whale) is the source of this 1616-nucleotide messenger RNA. RefSeq names its product phospholipase A2 group VII (gene PLA2G7). Gene Ontology annotation, molecular function: 1-alkyl-2-acetylglycerophosphocholine esterase activity. The transcript has 11 exons. The record is from RefSeq and is a predicted model, not a curated record. The coding region runs from base 199 to 1398 and encodes 399 amino acids. NCBI's taxonomy places the organism in Eukaryota, Metazoa, Chordata, Mammalia, Artiodactyla, Ziphiidae.